This is a messenger RNA of Apis mellifera (honey bee), 3079 nucleotides long. RefSeq names its product protein Lilipod (gene lili). The transcript has 9 exons. Bases 461 to 2035 code for a protein of 524 amino acids. NCBI's taxonomy places the organism in Eukaryota, Metazoa, Arthropoda, Insecta, Hymenoptera, Apidae. Gene Ontology annotation, biological process: signal transduction. The record is from RefSeq and is a predicted model, not a curated record. Gene Ontology annotation, molecular function: transmembrane signaling receptor activity.
AUAAAAAAAACCAAAGAUACAUAUCGUGUUAAAUUUGAAUUUUAACGAAUGAAAAGUGGAGGGAAAUAUUAAAUCAUGUAAGUUUCGUUUUCAUCUCACAGAGCGCGUAAGAAGUGACCCGAACAUAUAUAGAUGGCGGGUUGUCAUUAAAACAGAAACGAUGCACCAUAUUUAGUAGGCUACUAGCCAUAGUGAAAAAUUGUUGAUUGUAUCUUUUAGUUUUAUAUGAAUAUAAAAGCUAAUAAGAGGGGAAAUGUAAUCCAUUUUAUAGAGUAAUGGCAACAAUAGCUUCUUGCUUUUAGUUACAAAAAGCAAAAGCUCUUGUCUCAAAGUGAGACAUCGGAUGUCAGUCGUGAAAAUCUGGGCAUGUUGUGUGAAAAGAUUAUUGAUAUAAAAAAAUGUCACUGAUGUCGUCAACAAUACGUUCAAUCCAAAGAAAUUUAUUGACAAAUAGGUGAAGAUGGAAGAUGAAGCUGAUCUUAGAGAACAAUUAUUUCACAACACAGUACGGGAGAAUAUUAUAUUCUUUCUUCUGUUCCUGAUUCUCUAUGUUUCAAGCUACGCCUUAAUUGCGAAGUUUCGACGAAGAGACCGUGAAGAUUAUUUUUCCGUUGAUGAAGAUGAAGCAACGGUUUACAGAAUCAGUCUUUGGUUAUGUACCGUUGCUCUGGCUGUUUCUGUCGGAGCAACCUUGCUGCUUCCGGUUUCGAUUGCAAGCAACGAAGUGUUGAUAUUAUACCCGAACAGUUAUUAUGUUAAGUGGCUCAAUAGCUCACUUAUACAAGGUUUAUGGAAUCAUGUAUUCCUCUUUUCAAAUUUAUCUCUCUUCGUAUUUUUACCGUUUGCAUAUUUAUUCACUGAAUCAGAAGGAUUUAUUGGAUAUAGAAAGGGUUUAAUGGCUAGAGUUUAUGAAACUGUGACAGUUCUUUGUUUAUUGGGAACACUUGUAUUAGGAAUGACAUAUGUUUUAUCAGCACUAAUAGAUUAUCAGAAAUCUAGCCUACACACAUUGCUCAAUUUAUGGAGUUACUAUUUGCCUUUUCUUUAUUCUUGCGUUUCUUUUGUUGGAGUUGUUAUGUUAUUGCUAUGUACACCAAUGGGAUUUGUACAGUUAUUCGGAGUAGUUGGCUCAUUUCUCGUAAAACCGCAGUUCCUAAAGAAUUUAGAUGAAGAAUUCUCUGCAUAUAGAUUAGAAGAAGAUUGUAUUCAUAGAAGAUUACAACAUGCGAAAGCGACGGGGAAAUCAUAUGUUUCGCCAGUGCCUAUGUCGAUAUUAACUUGUGGUUUAAUAUUGGAAGAUGAUGAAUUUCUUAACGCAAAUCCAAAUUUAAUGUGCUUAAGGAAUGGUGCUCUUCAGCAUGGAUUAGCUCAGUAUUUGAAAAAUAUUCAGAAACGAAAGAAUAUUUUGGAUCAGCAAAGGCGAACAUGGUGGGUUCGACGAACUUUGCUGUAUCCUCUGGCCAUGUUAGCAUUAUUUAUACUUUCCACUGCCACAGCUUUGUUAGCAGUUCAAAACACAUUAGAAUUGCUAAUUGGUAUUAAAGCAUUACCUUUGAGUACAAGGCAAUUCACUCUAGGUAUCAGCUCAUUAUCGAAAUUAGGUCCUAUUGGAGCCGCAAUUGAAGUGGCAGUAAUUUUGUAUCUAGCUGCUACGAGCGCAAUAGGUUUGUACACACUUCCUGGUGUUAAACGCGUUCGACCUCGACUUCAUUCCACACCUCUUAUUCAUCUUAUUGCAAAUUGUGCUCUUCUUCUUGUAUUGAGUUCAGCGUUACCAUUGUUGUCUAGAAUAUUAGGUAUGACGAACUUUGAUUUGCUCGGCGAUUUCGGUCGUAUUGAAUGGCUUGGUAAUUUCAAAUUAGUACUAUUUUAUAAUUUAAUCUUUGCUACGGCAGCGAUUAGUUGUCUAGUAACGAAAUUUACGGCGACUGUUCGCAAAGAAAUUUAUGUCAGAUUAAGGAGUAGCUUGAUAGGAAUUUUUAAGAAUGACGGUAAGAAAAAUUCUAUAGGAAUAUGUCCUACAAAAGAAGAUUAGACUGACUUCCGUUGUAAACAGAGAAUAAAAAUUAAUAUUGUGCGUUAAAUAAAAAAAUGGAACUUAAAAAUGUGAAUUUUUGUAUUCGCAUAAUGUUAAUAAUAUAGAUGUGUACAACAAUAUAUGUGUGCGAGAGAGAAAAUAUAUCUAAAACUAUUUGGAAUUCCGCAUUCGUAAAAUAUUUUAAUUUUGAUAGCACUUGAUAUUCAUAAAAUGUAUUCAAAUUUAUUUAAGCAAAAUUCAAUUAUAUAUGUCAAAUAUGUUAUUACAUGUAUAGUCCGUCCAGAGAUAUCAUAUAAUCAUAAAUUAUUGUGUCAAUCGGCAAUACCAAUUAAGACUGUGGUUACAUUGCGAAUUUUUUAUAAAUUAAUAAACAAUUCGCUUGCAGUAUAACCAUGUCUAUAAGAAUAUUAUUUAAUUGUUUGUUUUCGUCUAUUACAAUUGUAAAUAUUAUACCUCGAUUUUUAAAUUCGAUAUAUAAUUUUCAAUUAUAGGCAAUAAAAUGCUAAGCAAUAAAAACUAUUGAUUAGCUUUUAUAAAUAUAUAUUAUAAUUUAAUAAUUUAUAAUUUAGAAUAUAUUUGCUUUCUAAUUUAUUAUUAUGAAAUUGAUUAUUUUGAAUAAAUUUUAAUAUUUUAGAUAAAAAUUAUUAUCAGAUAUUUAAAAUCUUAUAGUAAUAUGAAUUUUCUUGCAUAUAUCUUAACUUUCUCGUUUCAGUUUUCAGAAUAUUUAUAGUUUUUUUCAUUUUAUGAAAAAUUUCAUUUAUGAAUGUUUUUUAUUAAUUUUAUAAACACAUUCUCUGAACAGACCGUACAUAAUAUUUUGCGAGUGUAUUGUGCAUGUAUGUGUGUAUGUGUAUAAUCAUUUAAUCACAAUUAAUUAUUUAUUAUACAAUCACUAUUUUAAUAAUUAUUUACUCAAAAUAUACAUACCAAUCUUGUAUAAGAAACUUUACUUAGUAUGUGAACUCAAAAUAAAGACAACGCAAUAUUGUGAUAAAGAUACAUAUGUAGGAGUGUCUAGGAAAUAAAAGAAUUCUCAAUAUA